Uncinocarpus reesii 1704 is the source of this 471-nucleotide messenger RNA. RefSeq lists its product as uncharacterized. Lineage: Eukaryota; Fungi; Ascomycota; Eurotiomycetes; Onygenales; Onygenaceae. The record is from RefSeq and is a predicted model, not a curated record. The transcript is spliced from 3 exons. Bases 1 to 471 code for a protein of 156 amino acids.
AUGAGGUUUGAUGGUGACGUCCUCGACUACCUGGUUGCAAGACUCGCCCAGAAGCCUGAGGGGGAAAGCAUUGGCAAGAAAGUCAAAAGCAGCCCUGCAGGCUCUUUCUCAGAAGCGGAUCCCCAGCCAGAAGUUCAACGCGGCUCGGACUUUGCACUCGGACUAAACGAAAAGUCAAGCCCAGAAUUCUGGAGUCAUUAUUCGAGAUCCAAAGGGCUAGAGCCCGACGAAGUGGGCGUGGUGCCGGGUUGCCGAUGGAUUCCAAGGCCCAUGCUUCUCGUGGCCCUGUUCAGUCGUGCAUACGGGAUGAGGUCACAUUAUUGGCACCCGGCACUCAGCCACUCUGAGUGCGGGGAAACCCUCGUCGCAACUUUUCAAGCGAAUUUGUGGAUCAAUCGGCUCAGGUUAUUGCAAGAUGUCUGCUCCCGAAACCGGAUCACGCGCAAGGCCGAAACUAUGAUGAGCGCUUAG